AUGGUAGCGACGAGACGCGCCACAGACAAGGGGUGGUUGCCAGAUAGCUUCGUCCGGGGCAGCAUGUAUCGGAAGGCGAUACUUCCGGGCGAUGAAGAGCUGGGCAAGAAAGACGAUGACCAUAGAUACAAACCCGCGCGGCAUUCCAGCUGGUCAGGCUGGAGCCACACGUUUCGCUGGCGGCGGCGGAGGAUACUGCUUGCAGUAGUGGGCUUGUUCCUGCUGUACUACUGCUUCCUCAGCGGCUCUGACGACUACGAAGAGCCGGACGAGCCACGAUAUCGAGGACGGCCAAUCACAUCCACAUAUCAGAAGCCGAGCGCGGACGGCGACGACGAACCCACGGGAGCGCCACCGGGCGUACAGAAACCAAGGCAUGGAGAGGCGGUCCCUCGUACAUACGAUGGACAGAUACGCUUCUUCCGCCUCGCCAGCUCACUGCGCUCAUCCGCCUCGGCAACGGGUGGCUAUGAGAAGAAGAACAGAAACAUACUAUUCGCAAUGUCGAGCUUGAAGAGUGCAUCGACGCUUUUGCCCAUGGUAUGCGAGAUGUCGCAAUGGAACAGGAACCAUGUACAUGCGGCUUUCAUGGGCAGGGAAGAUAUACCAGUAGACGAUCUGCUAGAGAUAAACGGGAUAGACAAGGUCAAGUGUCCUGCUGUAUGGCACGAUGCGCGACCGGAUUACAUGGAGUAUAGUACCGAUGUACGCGCUGAGACGGCCGUGAUGGGUGCUAUGCAGCACAUCAGCAGCUUUCUCCAUCCUCAAGCAGCCAUCAUCGACGAUUCCGUCUCAGAAGACCAGUUCUUUGUCCGAGGCAUGCGAACCAAAACGGGAGUGCUUAAGAUGCCUCUCAUUGAAGUACCAAAAGACAGAUUGGAGGACUUUGCUUGGGUCUCACGGCUCGAUGCUGGCUCACUCAGGCACUGGCACGAUCCUACCGUAGACAUUCUCAUCCAAGUACCACCAGACUCUUCCAGCGUUCUGCGAUUACUGAAAUCAAUCAAAGACGCCGAUUACAGUGGUCUGAGACCGCCUCGUAUCACCGUCGAGCUGCCAGCCGAGCUCGACAUCUCAGUAAAAGAGCACAUUGAAAGCUUCAAAUGGCCCCCACAUAAUGAUAAUCCCAUGGCAGGGAGCGGACUCAGUAUCAGACGCCGCAUCUCAAACCAUCGCCAUAACCAGGAGGACUCUGCAAUUCGCUUCUUGGAGUUAUUUUACCCCACCAACACGAUCAACUCACACGUAUUAUUACUCUCUUCGCAAGCGCAGCUGUCGCCACAGUACUUCCACUUUGUCAAAUACGCCUUGUUGGAGUACAAGUACUCGACCUACGGCGCAGAGGACAAUGACAAUCUCAUGGGUAUUAGUCUAGAGUUGCCAGCGGUGCUCCUCGAUGGCAAGACGAAGUUGGAACCCCCGUCGACAGGCGACAUGCACACUGACCGAUACAAGAAGCUGCAUCAAGGUGCCAAGAGCGUGCCUUUCAUGUGGCAGGCUCCAAACAGCCACGCGGCAUUGUUGUUAGGAGACAAGUGGGCAGAGCUGCAUUCGUUCCUCGGCAAUCGUGUGGUCAAGCAUCAGCAAUCAGCCAAAACGACAUCUCGGGGAAAGUUGGUAUCCGAGACACUGCCCGCAUGGACCGAGUACAUGCUUGAGUUCAUGCGCGCGCGCGGCUAUUCGCUGCUUUAUCCUGCGACGACGUCCAAUGCGUUGGUCACGAUUCAUAACGAGUUGUACCACGUCCCCGAGGAGUUCUCUGCUGUAUUGCCCAGAGACGGUCAAGAAACACCUGCCAUGCCGUUGGAGACAGAUGCACCAUUUCUGCGCGCCGAUACACCACCUCAGUCUCCUCAAACUUCCGAAACACCCGUCAUUCCAGACACAAUGCCGCUGCAUCAGGCGCUACCUUUCAACGGCGAUCUUCCCGAGAUCCCUCACCUACCCCAGCUUCUCUAUGACGGACAACAAAUUGCUCCGGCAAACAUAUCCACUGUGGCAAGAGAGUACGCAGACAUAUUCCGCAAGGAGGUUGGUGGCUGCAAGAUACCCAAAGGUAAGCACAAGAAGGUUGUCGGGGGUGAAGCAAGCGACUUGUUCUGUUUUGGAGAGGACGAUGAUGGCGACUGGGUCGAAGAUGAAAGCAGAGAGGUGGAGAUGUUUGAUGCGCCGAUUGAUGAUCAAUUGGAGAAGUUGAUCGAGGAUGCACUAUCUGCUGUGGCGACGUCGACGAGGGAGCGGACCAUCACCAAGCCCACCAUUGUCGCGGAUGAGGCAUAG
Messenger RNA from Alternaria postmessia, 2280 nucleotides. RefSeq lists its product as uncharacterized. Bases 1 to 2280 code for a protein of 759 amino acids. The transcript is spliced from 3 exons. The record is from RefSeq and is a predicted model, not a curated record. Lineage: Eukaryota; Fungi; Ascomycota; Dothideomycetes; Pleosporales; Pleosporaceae.